AUGGUAAAUGUCGUUAUACCAAAUUUGCAGGCCUUUAAAGACACCGAAAAAGCACCCGUAGAGGCUGAGGUCGCAAUCCACCGCAUCAGGAUCACACUGACCAGCCGCAACGUCAAGUCACUGGAGAAAGGAGACACUGCAGCCCUCCAGGAUCUGAGUUUUAGAUCCCUGUUCUACAGUGUGCACGGACCUGAUCCAUCCCUGAACACGGACCUGAUUCAGGGGGCCAAGGAGAAGAACCUGAAGGUGAAGGGGCCCGUCCGCAUGCCCACCAAGACUCUGCGCAUCACCACGAGGAAGACCCCCUGUGGCGAAGGCUCAAAGACGUGGGACCGCUACCAGAUGCGCAUUCACAAGCGCCUGAUCGACCUGCACAGCCCGUCCGAGAUCGUCAAGCAGAUCACCUCCAUCAGCAUCGAGCCCGGCGUGGAGGUCACCAUCGCUGACGCUUGAGGUCACUUUCUACGCUCUGCAAUAGAUUUUUUAAAAAGCCA
Molecule: messenger RNA, 494 nt
Organism: Anguilla rostrata (American eel)
Lineage: Eukaryota; Metazoa; Chordata; Actinopteri; Anguilliformes; Anguillidae
Product: small ribosomal subunit protein uS10-like
Exons: 3
Coding region: 1-453 (150 amino acids)
Biological process (GO): translation
Cellular component (GO): cytosolic small ribosomal subunit; ribosome
Molecular function (GO): structural constituent of ribosome; RNA binding
Source: RefSeq, a predicted model, not a curated record